Geosmithia morbida is the source of this 2592-nucleotide messenger RNA. Its product is annotated as anaphase-promoting complex subunit 2. Bases 1 to 2592 code for a protein of 863 amino acids. Gene Ontology annotation, molecular function: ubiquitin protein ligase binding. The transcript has a single exon. Gene Ontology annotation, cellular component: anaphase-promoting complex. Lineage: Eukaryota; Fungi; Ascomycota; Sordariomycetes; Hypocreales; Bionectriaceae. The record is from RefSeq and is a predicted model, not a curated record. Gene Ontology annotation, biological process: ubiquitin-dependent protein catabolic process.
AUGGCCGUGUCAAAAGUACGCGCACGGAAGCACAAGGUCUUCCGGUCCGUGUUUGACACCCACACAUCCUUUCCCACGCCCAUUCUCCCAGCCACUCAGCCUAGUGGGCACUUUGGCGGCCCUACUACCAUUUCAGCACCCAUCGCCCGCCUCGACCAUCACCACCGCCAUGUCAGCUCGGCUACCGCAGACCAGGUCCGCUGGGAUAGGGCAUGGCACGUCGUCACGUCGCGCAUCCAGCUCCCUUCAUCGGUGGCCGUCGAGGAUUCGUUCGGGGCAUUAACCCCGGAGACUCAGGAGACGGACGAGACCUUCAUCUCCUCUCUCGCCCUCGUCCUGGACCCUCACGACGCCCUGCCUCAUGCCGCUUACACCGAGGAUAUUCUGGUGUGGCACGCCCAGCAGGUCCGACAGCACUUUGUUAAUCACGUCAUGCCGCUCUUGUCUGCGUGUGCCGGCCAGGGAGGGGCCAGCGACGUGGUGCUCUCCAGCAUCCGCACUCUGGAAGCUGCCCACCGCCAGUACCUCUACGGCCUGUCGUUGGUAUUGCGUGGCAUUGGGAAUCCGUCCAAGUCCAAUGUUUCGGUUUCGCGUUUCCGCAAGGACCUACGCGCUACCAUUAGCAAUUCCUGGACGCCGGGGCUGCAAAGUGCCCUGCGCGUGGUCCUAUGUCAGCUCACAUUCGAUGUGCUAUGUUCUCGCCGCAUAUCAUCGGACUUGGAUGCAGACAGCUUCAUCAACGAGCCGCGCAAUGAACUUCUCGGGCUUGUUGAAUCGCUGCAAAAGGUGGGCUUGACUGGCGACAAGUUCCAGAUCCUGUUCGCCGAGGUCAUGGACAGCUGCAUGCGAACCUUCAUCCGGCAAAAGUAUGCCGGUAUGUGGACUGAGAUGGGCGGCCCUGCGGCGUCGCUGACCACUGCCACCUCGAUACUCACAGGCUGCAUGGCAGAUUUGUGCGACUGGGUAGAGAACCAGUACGGCCAGCUUUCCGUCUUGGUCUUCAGCCGGAUCGGCAUCCAGAUUGAGUACAGCGAGGUGGAGAGUUGGAAGGAUAUUGCCAUCGGACGCCUUGUUGGGCUCCGCAUCAGCGAGCUCUUUGAGAUCGUUCUACACUGGCCAGAGAGCAAAGGAGGCGUGGAAGACCUCCGCUCCGCUGUGACUACGCCGCGCCGCCGUCUCCAACUCACUGACACCUUCUCGGCUGCACUACAGAAGCGACUGCUUCACCCCGGCUGUUCCACACUCUACAUACUACAGACAUAUAUAUCCAUGAUUCGCACGUUUCACGCCCUAGACCACUCCAAGGUCCUCCUCGACCGCGUCGUCCAUGCUUUGCAGCUGUAUCUACGUCAGAGGGACGAUGCAAUUCGCAUAGUUGUGAUGGGCCUGUUAUCGAACCCCAAGGACCUCGAUGAGGAGGAGAGCAAGAAGAGACUAGGCGAGCUGGCCGUCAUUUUGAACGACCCGACACAACAGAAGCGCCGACAUGCAGAUGUUGAUGAGCUCGACUGGGAUGACAUGACGUGGGUGCCAGACCCCGUCGAUGCAGGCGUAAACUACAAGCGACCGAAGAGCGAGGAUGUCAUUGGAACUUUGAUAAGCGCGCUUGGGUCUCAAGAUAUCUUUAUCAAAGAGUUCCAGGCUAUCAUCGCAGAGCGCCUGCUCUCCAGCAGCCAGUCCGGCUACCAACAAGAGCUCAAGGUGCUCGGGCUACUCAAGAGGCGAUUCGGGGAGAAUGCUCUACAGAACUGCGACGUCAUGGUUAAGGACAUACACGACUCAAGACGGGUGGACGUGGCGCUGGGGAGGCACCUUGGCAAGGAGACGGCGACGGGAAGCGAAGCGCCGUCAUUCCACUCCAAAAUCCUGUCACGACUCUUCUGGCCCAGUCUGCCCAAGGAGUCGUUCAAAGUGCCGCUUCCCGUUGCCGAACUACAGGAACAGUACGAGGCAGGCUUCGAGCAGCUCAAAAACGCGCGCAAACUCAACUGGCUGGAUCACCUGGGUACGGCUACAGUGCAGCUCGACUUGACGGAUCGGUCCGUUACCGUCGAAUGCAAGACAUACGAGGCAGCCGUCAUAUACGCAUUUCAAGAUGAGACGGACGAUGAGUCGGCGUCGCCAGCACAGAAGACGUUUGUAGACCUCUGGCAGCAUCUUAUGAUUGACGAGGACCUUCUCGAGGCAGCACUAGCAUUCUGGGUGUCGCAAAGGGUUCUCAAGGACACAGGAAAUCAGACGUACAUCGUCAUGGAGACGCUCGAGCAGGAGGGUUCCGCAGAAGCCGGUGCGGAUGCCGAUGCAACCGGAGAUGAGGCUGAAGCGGAUACGUCGCAGCCGUCGCCACGAAAGGCCAAGGGCGUCAGCUCACAAGAGAAGGAGCGGCAGGGCGUAUACUGGCAAUUUAUUGUGGGCAUGCUGACCAACUCGGCACCGUCGAUGCCAUUGGGCCAAAUCCUCAUGAUGAUGAAGAUGCUUAUUGCGGACGGCUGCCCAUGGAGUAAUGAGGAGCUGCAGGAGUUUCUAGACGAAAAGGUGGCGGAGAAUCAGUUAGAGCUGGUCGGGGGGAAGUAUCGUCUGCCAAGGAAGUGA